AUGGAGCCCAUUGGUGCAAGGUCUGUAGCUCGAAGCUCAAAAUCAGAUCUCGUGGCAGCCCAAUUGCAUAAAAAUAUUGUAUCCGGUGUUGAUCAAAUGAAGAGAGAACAUGGGUUUCAAUCUGUCCAGUUUGAUGGCAGUAGUAAUGAUUCAUUUGAUUUGUUUAUGUUGGAUGUCAUGGGGUCGAGUGAGAGUCGAUGUGUUCCAGAUGUGGGCAGCGAGGCAACUGUGAGAAUUGGGAGUGAUGUUUAUGGAAAAAAUCAAAAUGAUCAACACAGGCUGGCUAUAGAAUACACAGAAGAUAUUAAAACUUCUACCAAUAACUAUUCCACACUCAUUGGUAAGGGAAGCUUUGGAUCUGUAUUUUAUGGCAGACUUUCAGGAUAUGAAGCUGCGGUCAAAAUACAUAAGGCUGACUCUAAUCAAGGCCAGAAAGAAUUCCAGAAUGAGGUAGCCAUGCUGUCAAGAAUAUAUCACAAGAAUCUUGUGAAUCUUAUUGGGUAUUGCAGACAACCCAUAUUGGCAUUAGUCUAUGAAUACAUGCCGUUUGGAACAUUAAUUGAUCAUGUAUAUGGCAUAGCCAAAUUGGAAACUCCACUGGAUUGGCAUACGAGACUCAAUAUUGCUCGACAAGCCGCGGACGGUAAGCUGUUUGUGGCAGCAGCAGUUGUUUUUGUAAAACGAUACUUUGCAACAUCAGCGUUAAAUGAGAAGAGCGAUGUUUACAGUUUUGGAGUGGCACACAAGCUGCUUUCAUGUGGCAAAAUAGACGAGCUUAUGGAUCCUUCAUUGGGCGGUCGAUAUAACGUAGAAUCAGCUUCGAAAGUUGCAGAGAUAGCAUACAUGUGCGUGGAAGAGGAAUCAAGGAAUAGACCCAAAAUGAGUGCGGUGGUGAAAGAAUUGGAAGAAGCUGUGACGCUUGCAUCUGAUGAGAACAAUUGUUCUGCUUCACAUACUGUGGCCUCUUUUAAUACUGGUGACAUGCCCAGCCUUAGCUGUUGA
Molecule: messenger RNA, 1002 nt
Organism: Cryptomeria japonica (Japanese cedar)
Lineage: Eukaryota; Viridiplantae; Streptophyta; Pinopsida; Cupressales; Cupressaceae
Product: nodulation receptor kinase-like
Exons: 7
Coding region: 1-1002 (333 amino acids)
Biological process (GO): protein phosphorylation
Molecular function (GO): protein kinase activity; ATP binding
Source: RefSeq, a predicted model, not a curated record